ACUAAGAGAGAUUGGGCCAAUUGAAGGUUACGGCAAUGUAAUGUAAUGGCUCAGUAAGUUCAUACUGACAGUGUUUAAGACACUACGCGCUCGUUUAACGUGGGCUGCUUGACACUAAUACAAAUAACGGAAUGACAUAGGACGGUUAUUGACAUCCUGGUUGUAAAUUUAUCAACAGUAGGGUCGAGUUUGUUGUUUUCUGUGAUUACAAGAUUACAAUUUGAAGAAGGAUUCCUUUCUCUAAAUGGUAGCGACUACGAAAUGGUCAGGAUGAUGAUAACGGCCAGUGGAUUAAUGUUUUUGUAACUAGUGUACGUGUCGUGUUUGUGAUAAGGAUAUAUCAUUAUUUAGUUCGGGGUGGAAUUUACAAUAAGUACCAUGGAUACGUCAGCAGGAUCUAGUGUGGAUAAAACAGAUGAAAAUGGAAAUGCAGCUCAUAUAAUCAGUGUACCAGAAGAAUUGUCUAUUGUUACAGAAAUACCUGGUGAAGAAUUCUAUGAUGCUGUAGAUCAUAUAUCUAGUGACUUGAUAAAUAGGACUAUAGACACAAAUGCAAAUAUAUCCAGUGAUAAAAUAGACAUGGGGCGGAAGGAUAAAAGUGAGAAUUCAUUCUCUGAACAAUCUGAUGAAAUAAUCAUUGAAGAUAAACGAGCCUUGCUUAAUAAUGGUGCCAACUCAAGUUCAAACAAUUCAAAUUCUAGAUUAACGAUGGAUUUUAAAUUUAGUGAUAAAAAAUCUAAAAAUAUAGAUAAAAAAAUAAACCUAGAUGGAAAGGUGCCAGGUGCCGCUGAGGCCAUAAACUCAACACCCACAGCGAAGGGGACAGACACAGAUAAAAGCUUAGCAAAGAAAGAAAAACGGAAACGAGACAGAAAGAAGCGAAAAAAGAACAAAAAAGAUCGCACACUCGAGUUGAGUGAAGAUGGAGACGAAAAGGAGAAUAGUUUACGAAAACUUGAUAGUUCUGAGACAGAUGUCAGCGAAAAAGAUGAGAUAUCUAAGGAGAAAGGAACUGGAAAGAGCAAGCGUAGAAAAACAUCAGACACAACAUCAACUGCUUUGGAGGCGAAUUCUCCUUCGUCAGAUGUGAUUGUAAAUUCAAAGGGUUGUGAUUUGGAAUUAAAAGAUGGUAGUGACGGAGGUGACAUAGACUCAAGUGAUCAAAUUAUUUCUAGUUCCUCAGAAUUUAAAACUGAAUCUCAGGAAAUUUCUAGUGAUUCUGAUAUAUUAAAAAGUGAUUCAGAAAAUGUUCAGGAUAAUUUCUCAUCAAAUUUAGGAACUGAAGAUGUUUAUGAAAUAAAUUCUGGGCAAUCUGUGAAUAAAAAGGAUGUAGCAGACGAUAUUGUUAAAAAAAUAGAUAAUAAAUUAGAAAACUCAUUAACAGAAAAAAUGGCUAUUCCAACGGAAAAUAAGGAUUUUCCAAUUGAUAAUAAAGAUGUUGAAUCUGGUAAUAAGGAUAUUCCAACUGAAAGUACAGAUAUUCUAACUGAAAGUACAGAUAUUCUAACUGAAAGUACAGAUAUUCCAACUGUAAGUACAGAUAUUCCAACUGGAGGUAAAUAUGUUCACACUGAAGGUAAGGAUGUUCAAAUUGAUUGUCGAGAGUUAUUAGAAAGUCCUGAAAGUUCAUCCAAAAAAUCCUCAAAAAGAAAUAGAAAAUCUAAAAACAGAAAUAAAAGAUCUUCUACAGGUUUAAAGGAUGUAGCAUCUGUAUCUGCAAGCCAAGAUAUGAAAGAACUACCUGUAUGUAAAGAAGGAUUUUCUGUCACAAAGGAAGAAACAACUGCAAUCAAGCAAGGAUCACCUGUCACCAAGGAGGAAGCGUCUGUCACCAAGGAACAUAGGUCUCCCAUCAAGAAAGGAGUACAUGCUUCCAAGGAAGAACAAUCUGUUAUCAAGGAAGAACCAUCUGUUACCAAGGAAGAACAAUCUGUUACAAAGGAAGAACAAUCUGUUCCAAAGGAAAAAUCAUCUGUGACCAAGGAAGAACAAUCUGUUACCAAGGAAGAACAAUCUGUUAUCAAGGAAGCGGCAUCUGUUACCAAUGAAGAAGUAUUUGUCACUAAUGAAGAAGUAUCUGUUAUUAAGGAAUCGGCAAUAGAAGAAUCUGAAAAGGAGGAAGCAGUAUCCGAAAAACCAAAAGUUGUACCAGAAGACUGUAUGAAGGAAGAAGCAGCUGAAAUAUUUGAUGUGAAAGAUAAUCCACAUGACCUAUCAGGAGUUCUAGAGGAAAUUAUUACUCCAGACAAUGAGGAAAUGAUUCAUCUAUCUAAAGGAAAAGAGACAGAAGCAUCUCAGGGAGUUAAUAAAGGGCAGUUAGAAAUAUCUAAACCUCUGGAAACAUCAAAACAAUUGUCAACAAUAGAACCAUCAUCUUCAUUAUCAGUAACAGAAACAUCAGAGGAAGCAAAAUCAAAUGAAUUAUUGGAGGUGAUACAGAUGUUUUCUGACUUAUCUUCUCAGAUGGAAAUAACAACAGCAUAUGAAAAAGAAACAUCAGUAGAUAGGAAUUCCUCUGAUGUUCCGAAAACACAUUCUGAUCCCAGUGUCCUCUUGUUGUCUAUUGAUAAACAAUCAAAAUCAAGUGACGUCUUGUCUAAGGAGGUAAAUGAUUUGUGCAAAGACACUGAAAUGUUAAUGCCCAUUAUUGAAAGUGAAUUUAGGAGUCAGUUAGUGAAAUGUGAUACCGAAGAUUCUAUCGUAAACUUUGAAAUUAAACCAUUAGAAUAUCAAGGUAGUUCUGUUGAUCUGGAACGUAAGUGCUUUGAUUCAAUCAUUACAGAAAAUGUCAAAAAUGCUCCAAAAUCCUCUGAAGCUGCCACAAAGGAAACUGUUGACGUUUGUGUAGGAACAUCAGAAGCUGGCAUGGAAACUGUAGAUGUUGGCACAGAAACCUCAGAAGCUGUGAUACAAACUGUAGAUGUUGGCAUAGGAACAUCAGAAGUUGUCAAAGAGAGUAGUGAUGUUUGCACUGAAACAUUGGAAGUGUUCAAUGAGAGUAUUGAUGCAUGUACAGAAACAUCAGAAGUUGUCAAAGAGGGUAUUGAUGUAGGCAUGGGAACAUCAGAGUUUGCUAUGGAAACUGCAGAUGUUUCUGUGGAGACAUCAGAGGUUGUCAUAGAAACAUCUGAUGUUAGUAUAGAAACCAGUGAAGAUGAAGAAAAGAUAAUGAUGAAGGAAGAGAUAGAGUUGUUGAAACAAGAAGUGAAAUCUACAAAGGAAAUACUUCAACAAUCACAGAGCCAUCUGUACCGACAUCAGAUACACACCAAUCUAACGGUUACCUCCCUUCAAGCUCAACUACGUAAAAAAGAGCUGGAGAUGAAGAGUAAACAGGUGGGGCACGAUCAUCAAAUCAGCGCAAUCAUAUCGCGUCUGUUUCUCCUUGAGGGGCAGCUUCGUCGUGAACAGAAACAAAUUCUCGGAUUAUUAGAAUUGAAAGAAACAGUCAUUGAUAGACAAAGUGCUAAAAUAGAAGACUUGUCCGCAAGAAAUGAUAAACUCUCCAUCGCUCUAAAAUUACAUAAUAAUGGAAAUAAUGGAUUAAUUCAAACCAUCAACAAAUCAACCAAUGAUCUUUCCCCAACCACCCACAAGAGUUUUAAAGAAAAGGAAUCACCAAAAAACAUCAAACUACGUUGGGGCACAAUGCGGGAUAAACUUCGCCGUCAUAAAAGCAGCUUUGAGCUUCACACUCCAGAUCGCCUAGAAACAUUGGAGGAAGGAACAUUUCGAUAUGGAAGUCAGGAAAAUCUGUCCAGCGUGCAAAGGCGCAUGGUCGAUCGUAAAGAAAGAUGUCGCAGUAUCGCAGAAUACCCUCAAGGUCUUGGGCAGUCUCCGUUACUGGAAUUGCCUGAUGAGAAUGACUUUCAGAAAUGUGACAGUGCUGAAGCUUUGAGUGUUAAUACGGAAAGUAAUGAAGAAUCGUUUACUAACAGUUCCGAUGACAAUAGCCAUAUUAUUGACCCAAAUUCCACAGACAUCCGUGAUCAUAGCGUAUCCAUUGGAAACAGUCAGAAUGAACAAAAGGAUCAGAAUAUACACACUAGUGUUGAAAACUUGAAAGUAGAAAAACCAAGCGUUCAGCCUAGUCGGAACAUUCCAUCACCAACACCGAGUGAAUCAAAUCCGUUUAAGAGUAUAAAAACAAUGCUAAAGCGAAAAGGCAGCAAGUUACGGAAUAAAAAACAGCGUGCUGUAUCGUUACCACAGGGCACGACCCCAGAACAAAACGAAAGUGUGAAAAAACAUUUUAAAAAGUUUGAUAUGCAAUAGAUAGUUUAUGUUAAAUCUGGGUUUGUGAUGUUGUACGGUAUAGAUUUCAUAAUGGAUUCAUUUAUUUUCUUCAUUUUUUGGAUGAAUGGAUGAUACAUAAAUAUGCUUAAUGCUGUAGUGAAUUUCCUUAUUUGUGAAUUGAAACAUUCAAUUAUAUAACUAGAAUAUCUACAUGCUACUAAUUUUGACAGAAGGAAGAGAUCAAGUUACAUUUUGUCAAAAUUCUUUGAACUUGUGAAUUUGUCAAGUGAUCAAACAACAAUGGAUGUCAUCAUUCAGUAAAGUAUUUGAUUAUAUAUGUGUAUAUAUUGAACUAUAAAGUGUUACAUUAUGAAUUUAUAACUGUUAGCAUUGCUAAACAAACAUGGAGUAUGCAAUGAAUAAUGAAGAUACAGAUUGUUUACAGAAUUGGUUACUAUUUGAAUGACAAUUAGUUACAUGUACAUCAGUUAAAAUAUGUAUCCUUAUUGGAUAAAUUAUCAUUAACAGAUUACUAGAUUUAAGAUUCAAAUGCAGGUUCUAAAAGAUAAAAUGAUUUUUGCAUGGAAAUUCAUUUCUACAAAAAUUUACUUAAACGUACAGAUUUAAACCUGGGCUCCAGGCCAUAAAUUAUUUCUUUUCUAGUCAACUAAGUUAUACUCAGAUUUCAGUUGCUUGUUACAAGUGGUUAUGAUGAAGGUAAAUUAUGUAAAUUUACUUUUUAUAUAUAUUGCAUCAAUCCAGUCCAAAAAUACAUGUUGAGAGAGUGAGUGAGUUUGAAAUUUGAGUAUUUCUAAAGUUGAUUAAAAAACAAAUGUUAUAUAGCACUGGGGUGUAAUAUAGGCCUAGAAUUAGAAUUAGGUUUUGUUGUACAAACACUGUGUAAAUAUUCUGUGUUGAUAUAUCCAAGUCAUGUUGUUAGUCUAAGAGUGCUCUUAAAUUUUUUUCUGUAUAUUUAUUAAAAAAACACUUUUGUAGAUCUAGUUUAUUUUAAGGGGGUUUUCAUCUUUACAUUUAUAAUUCAUUAUAUGUGUUUUUGAAAUUAGAUUAUUUAUAUGAAUGGCAAGUGAUAAAUCACUUUAAAAAUAAGUUAACAAUAAUUUUUAAAUAACGAAAAUAAAUCGCAUCACAAUUGAUGAAGUAACCGAAGAAAUCACAUGAAAUUUAUUUCUAGUUAAAUUUGAAUUUAUAUGGCAUUCAUGAUCACUCAUCAAUUAAGUAAGUCAUUUUGGAAAUGUAUAUCUUUAAUUAAUAAAACAUUGUGAUUGAAUGGUUUAGAGUUAAUGAGAAAAUGCAAAAAUAAUUGAGUAAGAAAGUACAUGCAUAUGUCACCACUCUUUGCAUAUCAUUAAUUUCAUAAAACAUUAAAUUUAUAAGGCAAAAAUAGUGAUUUUUCUUUGGAAAUAUCAAAGACAAAAUGGCAAAUUAAAUAUUAAUGAUUUUUUUUAAAAAGCAUUCCAUUUGCUGUUUUUAUACGCCCACAUUGAAAUGUGGUCGUAUAUUGUCGUCACCCCUGUCCGUCCGUCCGACUUUAAAUUUAUACACAGUGUUUAAGGUCAUGAGACGAAGAAUCCUAUUGAUUUUCAGCGAUUUCCGAUAAUUACUGCCAGAGUUAUGGCCCUUGAUCACUUCAAAAAAUCUUGUGGACGCCCUUGAGGUCAAAAUUAAUAUCCGAUUGACUUUAAAUUUAUACACAGUGUUUAAGGUCAUGAGACGAAGAAGGCUAUUCAUUUUCAGCGAUUUUUGAUAAUUACUGCCAGAGUUAUAGCCCUUGAUCACUUCAAAAAAUCUUGUGUAUGGUCUAGAGGCUAAAGUUAAUAUCCGAUUGACUUUAAAUUUAUACACAGUAUUUGAGGUCAUGAGACAAAGAAUCCUAUUGAUUUUGAACGAUUUCCGAUAAUUACUGCCAAAGUUAUGGCCCUUGAUCACUUUGAAAAAUCUUGUGACGCUCUAGAGGCUAAAGUUAUCAUUCAAUUGACUUCAGAUUGAUAAUUACUUCAUGAGUUGUUACCCUUGAUCAGAUUUUAGUGUAUAAUAAAUUUUCAUUACCCCAAAAAGUAAAAAUAUGCGACAACACUUGUUGACUGCCCGGACGAUUUAGCUGCUGUGGGCGUAUGUUUCGUUGCCUGGCAACCUAUCUUUAAAAUAUGUGAGAUAUGUAAAUGGUUUCGAUGUUAAACAUCUUUUAGAAUCGAGAAAAAGAGCUCUUUAUUUAUGUUAAUCAGUAGUUAAUCAGUAGAUUUUUUCAUAAUAUCUAGUUUUAGGUUUAAAUGUGUGUAGCUUUUUAUACGCCCACAUAUUGUUGUCACCCCUGUCCGUCCAGAUGUCCACAAUUGUUUGUGGACACUCUACAGGUCACAAUUUUUAUCCAAUUUCAACGAAACUUGAAAUAUGGGUUGAUCUCCCUAAGAUCUCGGUUCCUUUCGAUAUUCACAUGUAUCGAACCAUAACUUCAUGGACUAUGGCCCCUGAUUGUAUGAAAAAUCACAUUUUUAGCUUGUGGACCCAAUAAAGGUCACAAUUUUUAUCUGAUUUUGUUGAAACUUGAAAUAUAAAUUUAUAACCCAAAGAUCUUGGUUUCUUUCGAUAUUCGUGCACUUCGAACCGUAAUUUCUUGAAUUAUGGCCCGUGAUUGUACGAAAAAUCACGUUUUUAACUUGUGGACCCUAUAGGUCAUAAUUUUUAUCCGAUUUAAAAAAAAAGUUUUAGUAAAUCAGCGUUACACCCUAAGGAUGGUUGAGUUCGAAUUUCGUGAAAAUCGGACCAAAACUGACAGACAAAAUGGCCGCACCCCGUUCUCAAAUAGGGUAAAAAUAUGGUACAAUUUUCAUCAGAUUUUGAUGAAACUUGAAAUGCAUGUUUAUAACCCAAAGAUCUUGGUUCUUGUUGAUAUUCUGGCAUAUCGGACUGUAACUUUCUGAAUUAUGGCACCUGAUUGCACGAAAAAUCUCGUUUUUAGAUUGUUGUCCCUCUAGAGGUCACAAUUAUUAUCCUAUUUAAAAAAAACGUUCGAAUAUAUCACUGUUACACCGUAAUGUUUAUUGAGUUCGAAUUUUGGCACUUGAGUGUACAAAAAAUCAUGUUUUUAGCUUGCCAUCCAUGUAGAGGUCAUAAUUUUUAUCUGAUUUAAAAAAAACAUGCAAAUAUAUCACCAUUACACACUAAGAUCUUGGUUCCUUUGAUAAUCGCAUAUAUCCAAACGUAACUUCCUGGAUUAUGGCUCCUGAUUGUUUGAAAAUCGCAUUUUUAGCUUGCGGAUUCUCUAGAGGUCACAAUUUUUUUUCCGAUUUUAAAAACCAUUUUUUCACCAUAAUGGAAAAUCGAAAUGAAACUGCCCGACAAAAUGACCCUGAUUGUACCAAAAAUCCUGUUUGUUUUUAGCUUGUUCUCUAUCCAUCUCUUGCAAAAUGUGGGUGUAUCCUUCCUGGCAGCCGCUGGUUUUAAUGUCUUCAAGAGUUAUGAGAUACAAAAAAAAACCCCACAGUUUAUAAUUGAGGACAAAUAGAACACCCUUUUUUCCAACCAUUUAUAUUCUAAAACUGUCUUCAUUCAUUUAAAUAUUGCAAGUUUAUUUUUUAUCCAUUAAAUAUUUACUUAAUUACUUAUUUAUUUACCAGUAUUUAGAAAUUUACUUGAUAAUCAAAUUUGUGUAAUUUAUAAUAACUUAACAGAUUUUUAUACUGAAAAGAUUAUUUUUUAAGAUAAGCCUGAAACCACUACCAACAUGCCACCAAAUUACUACCUAAAUAAAAUGUUAUUUCAUAUUUUAUUGUAUUUUUAAGAAUUUAUUUUGAUAACUAUAAUUUAUGUGAUGGAUUAAGAUCAUUUUAAAUAACAUCAUUUCUUUUUGUAAAACACUUGAAUGAUAACAUAGUCAGCCAAUCACAGUUCCUUAAUAUCAUGUUCAUAUCAUUUCCUAAAGAUGAACAAAUGGAGACUUAAAUGCAGAUCAAAUAUCAGGAAUACUAUUAAAGGGAGAUAAUUCAAUUUAAGGAAUUUCUGUGUAUUUGAUAUUAGACCUACCCUAGCUAUUUUAGAUAUUCAGAUUUCGAAACUUUUAACGAUAUGGAAUGGAGAGUUAGAGGAAUUAUCAUUUUUAAUGAUUAGUGCGCCCUAGAAUAAAUCAUUUGUGAGACAUUGCCGCAGAUGUGCUUAGUUUCCUCAUUUGAAUUUUAUAAUAAAAGUUUUGUGUCAAAAUUUAUGUAACAAAAGAUUUUAUUUAAAAUUCUGAGUCAAGUAGAACAUAAUGAUUGAUUUCUAGUGCAAACAUUCAUAACUAUUUCAUUCAUAUAUCCAAAAUCAGCAUGUGACUCAUCAGAUUAUAUUCCCUUAAUUAGAUAUUACCAUUUAAUAUUAACCAACUUAUUUCAGUAUUUUAUUUGUACUUACAAACUUAAAUAUGAAUAUCCAUGUCGGGAUAGAAAUGUGUCCCUGCUCCCAAGCUCUGGAAGCUCAUUAUGGACCAUUUUUGAUAGGUUAUUUCCCUUGUUAGUAGUGUUACCUUGCCUCCCCUUACCUCCUCAUGUAUCAUUCACUCAUUUGCCUUCAACAACGUGUCUUCACUUCACGUAUUUUAAUUUGUUGUGAAAUAUAUAUUGUGCCUUCACCAUAUUCACGGAAUGCGCCUCAAUGUUAUUCUCAUAUGUUUAAACAUUUAUGUUAUCUUUGAAUAAAACUGAAACCGUUGAAAUAUGCAACCAGAGAAAAAUAUAUUUUCUUCAUUCAAGACAUAAAAUACUUAUGCUAAAUAGGGCUAGUCACAUGUUCAACUUAAAAUGUUUAUUUCACAUAAUUUAUUGCCAUUAGACCCAAACCACACAUUGAAAUGUUCAGCACACUGAUUCAUAAAUAUGAAAUAUGAAAUUGUUAAUUUCACUAAGUUUGAUCUGUUGAUUUGCUUUGUGAAGUGGGUGUUUGUGUACAAUUAAAAUUUUAAAUCUACAGAUAGAGUAAAUAUUGAGAUACAAAAGAAACCAAAUUCUGCUUUAUCUGAUAGAUUGAAAAUUAAAUCAAAAGUCAAAAAUGCAGAAAUGAAAGUUCGCAUUAGUUAAUAUGCAAAAUUCUAAAUGUAAUGGAUUCAUGUUUUCUUGUCAUAUAGGGCCUACUUAAAAUAGUAAAGAAUUUUGUAAAAAAAAAUUUGUUGAUUUUUGGAAAUAAAUUUUAGUGAUUAUUUUUGAAGUGUCAAUGCCCAUUUAAUUGAUUUAUAAAAAUACUUUGUUUAAUCCCCAGUAUCCAGUUGUUUUGACUGAUAUACAUUAAACUAAUAGAAAAUGGUGUUAAUAAAGGAAAUCAACAGCCAGGUAGGGAAUGUCUGCGAUCAUGUAUUUAUACAUUUAAAAGAUAAGCUUUGUUAUUGCAAUAUCAAUUUCAUGUUUGAAAAAGUAUGAAAUGUCUAGUUUAAUAAAACAGAAAUUUACCGUUUCUGUAGAUUCACUAAAAUUGAUCAUUGUGGAUGCUGAUUUGCAAAUAUGAAUUCUUCUUAAUUAAACAUUCUGUACAUUAUGAAAGAGCUAAAUCUGCCUAUUGCAGGUCUUACUUUAGGCCUUAAAUGUUACAUAAAUUAUUAAUUAGACAUUAAUUAACUUACCAAGACCAUUAUCAACUCCCGAUGCAAUAAAGACUUUGUAUUUUAUCGGCAAUAUCUAUUUUUGAACUAUUAUAGUGUGAACUGCAAAUCUCAAAUUUACAAUGUUCAAUUUAUAAUUAUUUCACAUUUAAAAACAGGAGACUUUCCAGCAUUCCAAUGAAAAGGUGAUGCAUAAAUUUUGUGAUUUUAUGAUUAUUUUCUUGCUCUAUUUGCUUGGUUCUUCCAUAGACAUAGGGGGCCAAUCUCACUUUAUUGAACCUUGUGAACCCUCUAACUCCAAAAGUUAUCAUCUGAUCUUUCUGAAAUGUAUAUGCAUUAUUUAAAUUAGUAAAACGAAGAAGUCUAUUGAAUUUCAGCAAUUUCUGUUGACUACAUCUAGAGUUAUGGCCCAUGUUUCACUUUAUUGAACCUUGUUAACUCUGUUAACGAUAAAAAAUUAUCACCCAAUCUUUGUGAAAUUUAUAUGCAUGAUUUAAAUUAGUGAAACGCAGAAUCCUAUUGAAAUUCAGCAAUUUCUGUUUAUUACGUCUAGAGUUAUGGCCCUUGUUUCACUUUAUUGAACCUUGUGAUUAUUUUCUUGCUCUAUUUACUUGGUUCUUCCAUAGACGUAGGGGGCCAAUCUCACUUUAUUGAACCUUGUGAACCCUCUAACGCCAAAAGUUAUCAUCCGAUCUUUCAGAAAUUUAUAUGUAUUAUUUAGAUUAGUGAAACGAAGAAGCCUAUUGAAUUUCAGCAAUUUUUAGAACCUUCUGAACCCUCAACCGACGAAAAUUAUAAUGUCAUCUGUAUGAAAUUGUCUAUUUUGUUGCCUGGCAACCUAUCUUUAAGUUAUAUGAAAUGUCAACAUUUAAAGUAAGAUACAAAAUCUAUUCACUGUAAAUUACCUGAAGUAACAUCAUCUUCAAAUGAAUAAUUGAAAUAAGCUAUAAAUUGUAAAAUACCCCCUCCUCCCCCUCCCCGUCUACUGUCUUUCUCUGUGGCCUUAUACAUAUGGAUGAUUGAUUGACAGAUGUUCAGUUUAUUUAUUAUUAUUAUUAUAUAUAUAUAUAUAUUAGAUAGAAAUAAAUAGUAUAAACAGA
Patella vulgata (common limpet) is the source of this 10920-nucleotide messenger RNA. RefSeq lists its product as uncharacterized. The record is from RefSeq and is a predicted model, not a curated record. Lineage: Eukaryota; Metazoa; Mollusca; Gastropoda; Patellidae. Bases 379 to 4275 code for a protein of 1298 amino acids. The transcript is spliced from 3 exons.